AUGGUUUUCCCUACUUAUACAUCUGCUACUAAAAUAUAAGUUGAAAAUAAGAAAGCAAGAUUAUUUAAAGAUUAAAUUAAUUCAAUUUAAAGUUAUUCUUUUGAGAAGAUGAUUUAGUUUAUGAUGUUAUAAAACAUGAAUUAGUAGCUUAACAUAUAAUAUUAAAUGAAAAAGAAAAAGAAAUAAUAUUAAUCUUUAGUUAUUAUAAAGACUAUAUAUGGUUUAGUAGAUAAUUAAUUACCUAGAAUUUUAAAAAGUGUUCCAAUUGUAAAGUUUUUGAGACUUUCUAAUGGAGUUGUUGUAAAAAUCGUAAGAAAAAGUGAAACAGCUGGAUUGUAUGUUACCUAUAGAAUAGCUGUAUGA
This is a messenger RNA of Paramecium sonneborni, 363 nucleotides long. The record is from the annotation of a GenBank genome assembly. Lineage: Eukaryota; Ciliophora; Oligohymenophorea; Peniculida; Parameciidae.